Messenger RNA from Gloeophyllum trabeum ATCC 11539, 684 nucleotides. RefSeq lists its product as uncharacterized. The transcript is spliced from 3 exons. The annotation marks the transcript as partial. The record is from RefSeq and is a predicted model, not a curated record. Lineage: Eukaryota; Fungi; Basidiomycota; Agaricomycetes; Gloeophyllales; Gloeophyllaceae. Gene Ontology annotation, molecular function: oxidoreductase activity.
GAAAAGUUCACCCUGGACAAGAACGGGUUCCAAUUCUUCAGGAGGGCAACCAAACACACCGACUUCACGGACGACGAGCGGAUCCGGCAGGAGUACUACCCCGAGAGUGAGGAGCUGCUCAAGGAGCUAACGGGAGCCAGCCGAGUGCUCUUUUUCGAUCACACCGUCCGCCGUCGCGUCGCACCAGAGAACACGGAUGCGAUAGCCCAGCAAGAUGCGUCUGGCAUCCGGCAGCCCGCCCCGCAGGCCCACGUCGAUCAAAGCACCGCAGGCGCCAUCGCGCGCGUCCACCGCCACCUCCCACCUGCAGACGCAGAGGCGGCGCUGCGCCGGCGCUUCCAAAUCAUUAAUCUCUGGCGUCCUGUAAAACAUGCGGCGCUAGACUGGCCGCUCGCGUUCUGCGACUACCAGAGCGUCGAUGUGGAGGGUGGGGACGUCACCCCGACGGAGCUGCGGCGAAGUGACUAUACCGGCGAGACGAUGGCCAUCAAGUAUAACCCACAGCAUAAGUGGAAAUACUUGCGUGCGAUGGAGCCGGACGAGUUUGUCCUGAUAAAAUGUUAUGACUCGAAAGAUGGAGUGGCCAAGUUUGUGCCUCAUACAGCCUUCAAGGAUCCCAGCACUCCUCCUGAGGCCCCCCUGAGGGAGUCUAUCGAGCUUAGAGCUCUCGUGUUCUAUGACUGA